AUUCGUUGGUAGAGGACCCCAAUACAUACGAUGUCUCCCAAAAGCAAUAACCUGGUGUUCGUCAAUGCGCAGGGGUGGGAUUGAAAUUCUAUUCUCUGAAACCCUAAAUACUCCCUCCCCUCUAAUUUGUCCGUGCCAUUAGCAAACAGGGCCAGAAAGUGUAGCUCCGUUGAUUAUAUUGCCGUCGGUUUGAUCUCACUUUUAAUAUAUUAUUCCAAUUUUAAUUGGUAGACUGAGGAGAGUAAUAGUUGAAUCGAAUGGGGAAGAAGAAGAAGAGAGGAGCUGUAGAUAAGAUGUGGUGCUACUACUGCGAUCGGGAGUUUGAAGACGAGAAGAUACUGGUGCAGCAUCAGAAGGCCAAGCACUUCAAGUGCCAUGUCUGCCACAAGAAGCUCUCUACCGCCGGCGGCAUGGCCAUCCAUGUUCUCCAGGUCCACAAGGAACAAGUCACCAAGGUUCCAAAUGCAAAACCUGGACGAGAAUCAACGGAGAUUGAGAUUUAUGGAAUGCAAGGAAUUCCACCUGAUGCCUUGGCGUCUCAUUAUGGAGAAGAAGAAGAAGAGACUCCAUUGAAAGCAGCUAAAGUUGAUAUUCCUGCCUCCCAAGUUGUUGGCAGUGCAUUAUCUGGAUCGGUUGGGUUUCCUCCACAGCCAAAUUUGGGAGCAAUGCCCCAUCUUUACAAUCCCAGUCUUCCCGUGUCUCCAAUGGGUUGGCAGGUCCCACCUCGCCCACAACCAUGGUAUCCUCAACAUCCUGCUCUCUCGAUGCCACCUGCACAAGUGGGACUGCCUCAACAGCCUCUGUUUCCUGUACAUAAUGCCCAUCCUCCUUUGCCUUCAGCAACACCCACUUUGAUUCAAUCUUUACCAAUCACGCCUCCAGGAAUGCCUGCGACUACACCUCCUAUUCCAGUUUCUCAGCCUUUAUUUCCUGUGGUUCCUAACAAUAAUAUUCCUCCUCAAAGCUCUCCAUUUUCUGCUGCUAUUCCUCCAAUAAGCAUACAUAGUGGAUCCUCUGUAGAAAUAAAGAGUUCGGAACCACAUUUUACCGGCACUUUGCCUGGCAACAGCUAUCAGUCCGCAGGAAUUCCAGGAGCAGUACCUCCUCCUGUGAGUUCGCACUCCUAUGCCUCCGGUCCAAAUACCGGUGGCCCUUCAAUCGGGCCACCUCCAGUAAUUGCAAAUAAGGCUCCUGCUGCCCAGCCUGCUACUAAUGAGGUGUACUUGGUGUGGGAUGAUGAGGCUAUGUCCAUGGAGGAAAGAAGAAUGUCGUUGUUGAGGUAUCAGGUGCAUGAUGAGAAUAGCCAGAUGAGCUCAAUAGAUGCUGCAAUUGACAGAAGGAUAUCUGAGAGCAGGCUUGCUGGUCGCAUGGCUUUUUGACGGACGCGUAGAAAAUAUAUCUUUGCAGAUUCUAGUACAAAAAUCUGAUGGUUCUAUCCAAGCAUGUUUCUUGCAAUUUCUUUACAUUUACCUGUUGUAUUCUUUAGACAAAUGGUUGAAGGAUAGAUAGCCUGUUCAUACUGAAGUUCAGAUUUUACCUGCCUUCUGCAAUCUCUUUUUGUCAUUAAAUUAGAAAUUGUUAACUUAUGAAUUAGAAGUACUGAGAUCAAAUGAUUAAUGCUGUUGGUUUGUUUUUUCAGAAUUCACCAUUUGUAUUAGUUAGACUAAUAACAACUGUGUUUAUUUUUUUUUCUCACUUAA
This is a messenger RNA of Striga asiatica, 1700 nucleotides long. Lineage: Eukaryota; Viridiplantae; Streptophyta; Magnoliopsida; Lamiales; Orobanchaceae. The record is from the annotation of a GenBank genome assembly.